AUGUCGUUCCCCAUUACUCACAAGUCCUCGGUCGCGCCGGUGGUCAAGCGCGACGGAGAUGUGCCGCUUUUCAACAUUUCGACCACUAGCUACCUCGUUGAGCUAAGCGUGGGAACACCCGGACAAUCAGUGAAGGUCGCCAUAGACACCGGCUCAGACGAAUUAUGGGUCGACCCGAAUUGCAACAGCAGGACGAUCACCGAGACGCAAUCGCAAGAGUGCGAGGACGACGGCACAUAUGACCCAAACAACUCAUCAACGGUGGAGGACUUGCAGACGACGAAUGACAUCACAUACGGAACUGGGCAGGUCAGGAUACAAUAUGUGACGGACAAUGUCGCCUUGCCAGAGAGCACUAUCAACCUUACCAGCAUCCAGUUUGGCGUCGCGAUUGCUGAUGCUGACCUGAACGAAGGCAUUUUGGGUUUGGGCUUUGGCGAUGGCAAGAACUUGCAGUACAAGAAUUUUGUGGACGAGCUAUAUGCCCAGAAUGCCACACAGUCGAAGGCCUUCUCAGUCGCGCUCGGCGGCAAUGAAUUUACUAACGCCGGCGUCAUCAUAUUUGGUGGCGUGGACACGAAGAAGUUCAGUGGUAGUCUCGUAUCAAACGACAUCCUCGCUCCUACGGCGAACGACAUCAACAGAUACAGCAUUCAGCUGAACAGCGUCGGCGCCACCAUCGACGGCAAGUCCAAGACCUAUUCCGGCGGCAGCACCGCCAUCGUCCUGGACACGGGCUCCAGCCUGAGCAUCCUGCCCAGCUCUGUCGUCGAGGGCAUGGUGGAGGACUUCGACGCCAAGCUCGACAGCGACUCGGGGCUGUACCUGGUCGACUGCUCCGUGGCGGACCAGAACGCCAUGAUCAACUUUGCCUUCCCCGGCAUCACCAUCCACGUGCCCAUGAGCGAGUGGAUCUUCGACGCCGGCGGCGACACGUGCGUGCUGGGCACGCAGGCGCUCGACACCAACUCGGGCAUCUCCGCCCUGCUGGGCGACACCUUCCUGCGCUCGGCGUACGUCGUCUUCGACCAGACCAGCAACGCCAUCCUCAUGGCCCCCUACGAGAACUGCGGCAAGAGCGAGACGGCGAUCCCGGCGGGCGCGGGUGCCGCGGCCAACUUCACGGGAGACUGCGAUGCUUCCUCGACCAAUUCUGACAGCAAUCAGAAUGCUGGUAGCCGGAUGGGUGGCUCUGCUAGUGCAUUGUGGGCUGCGCUGGCUGUCCUCGCGAGCCUAUCAUUGUUGGUUUGA
Molecule: messenger RNA, 1251 nt
Organism: Phaeoacremonium minimum UCRPA7
Lineage: Eukaryota; Fungi; Ascomycota; Sordariomycetes; Togniniales; Togniniaceae
Product: putative eukaryotic aspartyl protease protein
Exons: 3
Coding region: 1-1251 (416 amino acids)
Biological process (GO): proteolysis
Molecular function (GO): aspartic-type endopeptidase activity
Source: RefSeq, a predicted model, not a curated record